AUGGCCCGUAGCAAGGAUAUCGCGCCCGGCGUUGGACGCCUCUCCCGCUCCCAGGUCUUCGCCAAGCGUGGCCUCUUCAAGGGCCAGAAAAAAUCAGAAAAGCCCGCCGCUGAGGAGAAGGCUGCUCACAAGGAGGUCGAGGUCGGCGGUGAGAAGAACGGCGGCAAGCGUCUCGUCCCCACUUCCAAAGCCCCCCGCUUCUACCCAGCAGAGGACGUUCGUCUUCCCAAGAAGUCCCGCAAGACUGCUAAACCCGCUUCCCUCCGUUCAUCCAUCACCCGCGGUACCGUCCUUAUUCUGUUGGCUGGGAGGUUCAGGGGGAGGAGAGUGGUGUUCUUGAAGCAGUUGGACAGCGGGUUGUUGUUGGUUACGGGUCCUUUCAAGGUCAACGGUGUCCCUCUCCGUAGGGUGAACCAGGCCUAUGUCAUUGCUACUUCCACAAAAGUCGAGCUCGGCGACUUCCAGCUCGACGACAAGUUCACCGACGCUUACUUCGCCAAGUCCUCGAAGAAGUCUUCGACAUCGGCUGAGGAGGAGUUCUUCUCUGAGGGCAAGCCCAAGGAGAAGGAGGCCUUCCCCGAAGCCAAGUCUGCCGACCAGAAGGACGUCGACAAGGCUGUCAUCGAGGGCAUCAAGAAGACCGAGAACCUCGCCAAAUACCUCAAGGCAUCUUGGGGUCUCUCGAAGGGCCAAUACCCCCAUCAGCUCAACUUCUAA
Stereum hirsutum FP-91666 SS1 is the source of this 717-nucleotide messenger RNA. RefSeq lists its product as uncharacterized. The record is from RefSeq and is a predicted model, not a curated record. The coding region runs from base 1 to 717 and encodes 238 amino acids. Gene Ontology annotation, cellular component: cytosolic large ribosomal subunit; ribosome. The transcript has 2 exons. Gene Ontology annotation, molecular function: structural constituent of ribosome; RNA binding. Gene Ontology annotation, biological process: cytoplasmic translation; ribosomal large subunit assembly. NCBI's taxonomy places the organism in Eukaryota, Fungi, Basidiomycota, Agaricomycetes, Russulales, Stereaceae.